Hibiscus syriacus is the source of this 2044-nucleotide messenger RNA. Its product is annotated as rop guanine nucleotide exchange factor 7-like. The transcript has 7 exons. Gene Ontology annotation, molecular function: guanyl-nucleotide exchange factor activity. The record is from RefSeq and is a predicted model, not a curated record. Bases 19 to 1929 code for a protein of 636 amino acids. NCBI's taxonomy places the organism in Eukaryota, Viridiplantae, Streptophyta, Magnoliopsida, Malvales, Malvaceae.
AUGAUUGCAGCCUCAUGAAUGGAGCUUUCAGUUUUCACCCACCGAGAGCAAGUAGACUCAGUCCAGUUCAAGCUUUGUUUGCCUGUACCAAACCUAAAAGCUACAAGCUUCUGGGUUUCGAAAUCCGUUAAAAGCUUGUGCUACAGAGCUAUAGAGCCAAAUGUAUGUCGCUUAGACAGAUUAGAUUCUAGUGGCAUGAUGAUUAUUAACAACUCUGCGGUUGGUUUUGAAGAAAAGAAAGCAGAAAUGGAGAGUUCGGUUGAGAAAAAUGAAAGCUUUGGGGGUCGUGAAAGUAGUUCAAGCUCUGAUCUUUUGACAUCAGAGACAACAGUGCACGAGGAAGAACACAGUCACAGUAGUUCUGAGGAAGAAGAUUUAUAUUCACCGCCUUCAGUUCACAAUGAUAGAACACCGGAGAAACAUAGAUCCACAAUUUCAGAGAUUGAGUUGAUGAAGGAAAGAUUUGCAAAAUUGCUGCUUGGUGAAGACAUGUCAGGGUCUGGAAAUGGUGUUUGUUCUGCCUUGGCUAUUUCGAAUGCCAUCACCAAUCUUUCUGCCACCUUGUUUGGGCAAAUAUGGAGGUUAGAACCAGUACCUCAUGAGAAGAAAUCAAUGUGGCGAAGAGAGAUGGAAUGGUUUCUUUCUGUUAGUGAUCACAUUGUCGAGUUGAUACCGACUUGGCAGACAUUCCCGGACGGAAGCAAGCUUGAGGUCAUGACUUGCAGGCCCCGGUUGGAUCUCUACGUCAACCUCCCAGCUUUAAGAAAAUUGGACAACAUGCUUCUCGAGAUAUUAGAUGGUUUUGUUGACGCAGAGUUCUGGUAUGUUGACCAAGGGAUUCUAGCUCAGCAGGCUGAUGGAUCAACCCCUUUCCGAAAAGCCCUUCAGCGUCAAGAGGAGAAAUGGUGGCUUCCCGUGCCUCGUGUGCCACCAGGAGGCCUCAAUGAAAAUUCGAGGAAGGAGUUGCAGCAUAAACGUGACUGUGCAAACCAGAUCCUAAAAGCUGCAAUGGCUAUCAACAACAUUACUCUAGCUGACAUGGAAGUCCCUGAAUCAUAUUUCGAAUCUCUUCCAAAGAAUGGCCGAGUGAGCUUAGGAGAUCUUAUUUAUCGCUAUAUUUCAUCCGAUCUGUUUACGCCUGAAUGUCUUCUUGAUUGCCUUGAUUUGUCCUCUGAGCAUCAAGCUAUUGAAAUUGCCAACCGAGUGGAGGCCUCGAUAUAUCUGUGGCGCAGAAAAACCAAUCCCAAACCUGUCAACAACACAGCUCGCUCUAGUUCAAAGUCCUCAUGGGACAUGGUCAAGGACCUAAUGGUUGAUGGUGAAAAGAGAGAAAUACUUGCAGAUCGAGCCGAGAGCCUACUUCUUUGCUUGAAGCAGCGAUUCGCUGGUCUUCCCCAGACCUCUUUAGAUAUGAGCAAGAUUCAGAACAACAAGGAUAUCGGAAAAUCCAUUUUGGAAAGCUACUCGAGAGUUUUGGAGAGCCUGGCAUUUAACAUUGUGGCGCGUAUCGAUGAUCUGUUUUAUGUGGAUGAUUUGACCAAGCAUUCGGAUCAGUUCUCUUCGCCGAACAGAGUUGGUGUAAUUGGCCGGAGGAGUCUUUCGACUCCAUACCACAUGGCCUUCUCAAGCAGUCCUUAUAGAACUGCAUUUACGACUCCGAACUUCUCACCAGCACAUCUAGUUAGCCCCGCAAAAGGAGAAAGACCACAGCAUGGGAUUGGAGUGAAAAAAGCCUUGCUGACAGAUUAUCUCAGUAUUGAUUUAAGAGAUAAGGAAUACAGUAAUUCAAACGAAGAAACAGAAUCCGGUUCAAGCAUAGCUCAAGCAACAUCUGUAUCGUUUGAAUGUCUUGGCGAGGCAGCAAGCGUACCAAAACAGAAUCCCUCCGGCCUAUUUCCAGAGAAAGAGCCCUGGUGUUGCACCCCAUGAACCAAUCUCCCGAGACAGCAGUCUUUCACCUGUUUCUAUUUGUUUUUUUAAAUAUUUGGUUGGAAUAGGAAGAUGAUUGAGAACGACGAACAGCUGUCGUGUUAUUCAAUCUGUU